CCCGCAGUCAACGCAGGGGGAAGGCCUCAAGUCGACCGUGGCUGGCCCGUUUCCUCCUCCCCUGCACCUCAUGCUGACGGUCCUGACCGCCGUGUACUACACCUGCCUACGGCACCUGCCCUUCGCCCACUCUCAACCACCGGCCUUCGAUGCCGGCGCCGGCCACAGUGGCGCUGCUGACGAUGGUGGAGGAGGGCGAGGAGGCGAUGAUGUCGCCGUUGAUGUCUCAUUGUCGGAAGAGGAGACGGACGCUCUCCCCGGGGCGGAGUCGAACCUGGUCUUCAGUCAGUACGCCUCGCAGGUGGUCGACUUCAGCUCGCAGUACGGCUCGGAGGGCAGCCUCUCCUACACCAUGGGGAACCUGGCGGGGCCGCCCAGCGUCUUCCCGGCGCACGGCGACGUGACGCAGGCGGCCGUGCCGCGCACCUACGGCCGCUGGUGGCAGCGGGGGGCGGCCCCGCCGGCGCGCGCCCCGCCGGCGUUCCGCGCCCGCGACUUUGUGGAGGUGGCGUUCGCUCGCGCCGUGCGCCCGAGCUCCGUCGGCGUGCUGGAGGUGUACAACCCCGGCACCGUUGUCCGCAUCCUCGCCAGGGAGAGCGGCGCCGGGGCCGACGGGAAGGGGCCGCGCUGGGCGACGCUGUGGUCGGGCCCCCCCAAGCUGCUGGGAGCGAACCGGUCGCGGGAGUUUUGCCCGCGGAUCCGCCGGCCGGGUUUUGCGACAGAGCUGCUGCGCCUGGAGCUGGACUGCUCGCUGUGCGACUACUACACCGAGCUGGACGCCGUGGUGCUGCGCGGCACCGCUGCCGCCACCACCACCACCGCCGCCACCGGCCCCCCGUACCGACCGGUGGGGCGCGCCGAGGAGCGCGCCGGCCGUGGGCGAGGAGGGAGCGACGGUGACGACGCCGAGGCCGAUGACGACGACGAUGCCGAUGACGAUGAUGAUGUUGAUGAUGACGACGACGACUAUGACGACGAUGGCGAUGACGACGACGACGACGAUGAUGGUGGUGACAUCAACGGCGAUCAUGAGGAUGACGGUGAUGGUGGUGGUGGCGGCGAUGGUGGUGGUGGCGGCGAUGGUGGAUGCGGAGGAGAUGGGUGGAAGGUCAACGAAAAGAUGCCUCAGGCCACCAGGAGCUCGGAGGCUGGCAGCGGGAAUGGCUACUUUGACUUGCUGCCAUACGAGCUGAUCCAGCUGAUCCUGUCCCACGUGCCGCUGCGGGACCUGUGCCGCCUGUGCCGCACGUGCCGCCUGCUGCGGGCGCACGCCGAGGACCCGGCGCAGUACCAGCGCCUCGACCUGCGCCCCUACUGGCCCAGCGUGGGCGACGCGCAGCUGCAGGCGCUGGCGCCGCGCUGCACUCACACGCAGGCCCUGGGCCUCUCCUGGGCCGGGGGGCGCGGCCUCGUCACUGUCGGGGGGUUCGUGCGCUUCCUGGAGGGCUGCGGGCGGGGGCUGUUGCGGCUGGAGCUGUCGUGCUGCGAGUUUGUGACGGAGGAGAGCGUGGGCGCCAUCGCGCGCUGCUGCCCGGCGCUGCGGGCGCUCGACCUCUCCUGCUGCCGUGACACCGCCGCCGCCACCACCGCCGCCGGUGCUGCCGGUGUCGCCGGUGCCGGCACGCCGCAGCCGGCGUCGACCUUCCGUCCCCUCGCCUCGCUGCACGAACUGCGCCACCUCAACCUCUACCGCACCGGCGUGGACGAGGAGGUGCUGUCGGAGAUCAUCGGCGCCUGCCCACAGCUCCAGACCCUGAACAUCGGCAGCUGCGUCCAGGUGGAGAGCGGUGACGACGUGCUGGUCGCUCUGGCGCGCUCCUGCCCGCACCUGGAGGCGUUGGACGCGUGGAGGCUGCACGGAGUGACGCACGUUGGUCUCGUGGAACUCGUCGUGUCCUGCACUCACCUACAGGAGCUCGACCUGGGCUGGUGCUCGGGCCUGCAGAGCGGCACCGGCGUGUUCCAGCUGCUGGCGCGCAGCCUGCCGGCGCUGCGCCGCCUCUACCUCACCGCCAACCGCACGGUGGGCGACCACGACCUGGCGGCGCUGGCGCGGCACUGCCCACGCCUCCAGCAGCUCGACAUCCUGGCGACUGCCAACGCAACCUGCCCGCCCGCCGGCACCGUCUGCCCGCUCGCCGGCACCGUCUUGCCAAUCGCCGGCGCAAUCUGCCCGCCCACUAGUGCCGUCGACACGCCCGCGCUGCCGCUCGCCUGCCUGCUCGCUUGCGUCAUCGCCCGCUCGCUCGCCCCGUCGCUAACGCUGCCGCUCGCCCGCCUGCCCAGUCGCUAG
Molecule: messenger RNA, 2293 nt
Organism: Lethenteron reissneri (Far Eastern brook lamprey)
Lineage: Eukaryota; Metazoa; Chordata; Hyperoartia; Petromyzontiformes; Petromyzontidae
Product: F-box/LRR-repeat protein 4-like
Biological process (GO): SCF-dependent proteasomal ubiquitin-dependent protein catabolic process
Cellular component (GO): SCF ubiquitin ligase complex
Molecular function (GO): protein binding
Source: RefSeq, a predicted model, not a curated record